Molecule: messenger RNA, 2522 nt
Organism: Carya illinoinensis
Lineage: Eukaryota; Viridiplantae; Streptophyta; Magnoliopsida; Fagales; Juglandaceae
Product: serine/threonine-protein kinase Nek2-like
Exons: 15
Coding region: 331-2178 (615 amino acids)
Biological process (GO): protein phosphorylation
Molecular function (GO): protein kinase activity; ATP binding
Source: RefSeq, a predicted model, not a curated record
UUGUUUUUUAUUUUUUAUUUUUUAUUUGCUGUGUAAUGUCUCCCUCCAUCUCGCUUUUAGUUUGUCAGUUUGUGUCUGAACGAGAAUGGUGAAAGUCCCACUGCAACUUCCUCCUCCGCUCCUUCUACUUCUUCUUCUUCCUCUGCUGCUGCUGCUGCUACUUCUGCAACUGUCGUUUUGUUGAACGUUCCUCUGCCAUUGUCCAUAUUCGCGUUCUUCUUUAGUUUGUCUUCUCCACUCACAUUGUGAUCUUUCCAAUCCCUUCUAUCCUCCACGUUCAGUAGCAAAGUACAUGCCCAGAAGGGGGGGAUAUAGAGCCAAAUCAAUCGGAUGGAGCAAUACGACAUUCUAGAGCAAAUCGGGAAAGGAGCUUUCGGUUCUGCUCUUCUUGUGAGGCAUAAGCAUGAAAAGAAGAAGUAUGUGCUGAAAAAGAUUCGUCUUGCCCGCCAGACUGAUAGAUCUCGUAGAUCUGCACAUCAAGAGAUGGAGCUUAUUUCUAAAUUACGAAAUCCAUUUAUCGUUGAGUACAAGGAUUCUUGGGUGGAGAAGGGUUGCUAUGUGUGCAUUAUUAUUGGUUAUUGUGAAGGAGGUGACAUGGCAGGAGCUAUAAAAAAAGCCAAUGGCCUUCUUUUCCCUGAAGAGCAGAUGCUCUGUAAGUGGCUAGUUCAACUCCUAAUGGCACUUGACUACUUGCACAUGAAUCAUAUUCUUCAUCGUGAUGUGAAGUGUUCAAAUAUAUUCUUGACGAAAGAUAAAGACAUACGUCUUGGUGAUUUUGGACUUGCAAAAAUGUUGACCUCAGAUGAUCUUGCUUCCUCUGUUGUGGGAACUCCAACCUAUAUGUGUCCUGAGCUCCUUGCUGAUAUACCUUAUGGUUCAAAAUCAGAUAUCUGGUCUCUGGGAUGCUGUAUAUAUGAAAUGACAUCUCAUAAGCCCGCAUUCAAAGCAUUUGAUAUUCAAGCACUGAUCAACAAAAUUAAUAGGUCUGUUGUGGCUCCGCUUCCAACAAAAUAUUCUGGCGCAUUUCGAGGCAUUGUUAAAAGCAUGCUGCGGAAAAACCCAGAACUUAGGCUAAGUGCAGCAGAGCUGCUCGGGCAUCCCCAUCUUCAGCCUUAUGUCCUUAAGGUUCAUAUCAAGAUCAAUAGCCCCAGACGCAGUAGUUUACCAUUUUCCAGGCCGGAAACCACUUAUAUGAAGAAAACUAGAUUUUCAGAGCCAAAGGAUGUUCCUCUUGAUAGGUACAGGGAGAAGCGCUGUUCAUUCAGCAAUGAUAGGGCUUUGAAUCCAAGCAUAUCUGGGGCUGAUCAAGAUUCUCUAUGCUCUACACAAGAAAUUCAUGAUACACCAAGUUUUUUAAAUCGAAGGUUGCAAGAGCCAUCUGUUGGAGGCAUCCAUAAGGAGAUUGCCAUUUCUAAGACUAUUAUUGCGAAAGCUUCAGAUAUUACGAAGUCUUCAAGACGUACUCCAGCGAAAGAUUCUUGUGCUUCUAAAAGAAGGGAAUCGUUUGCCAUUUCACCCACUCCAAGAAAAUCUGUCACUACAGCCCGAAGAGCUUCUUUGCCCAUGUCAACAAGAGGUUCAGGUACUCAUAAGUCCCCAUGCAGGCCCAAUAUUGGUAUUCUUCGCUCACUAAAAUCUCCCGAUGUUUCUGUAAAUUCCCCUGGAAUUGACAGAAUAGCUGAAUUCCCAUUAGCCUCUUAUGAAGACCCAUUCUUCUUUAUCGGUAAAACUUUAUCAACCUCGGCACAAGGUUCCUCUGGCUCCCCAGUCAUGUACAAUGAUCAAUCCAUCACUAAAGACAAAUGUACAGUCCAAAGCAAUAGAGCUUCUGCCAAACCCAGUUUUCCCGAUGCAUGGCAGGGACUUCCUCACACCAUGCUUGAAGCAGUUAGACAGGAAAGGAGUGAUGAAUGCUCUGAUCAAAAUGCAACUGCUGGGGCAUCAAGCAGAACGUCAUCGGGUUCUCAUCACCGCCAGUUUGACACAUCCUCAUUCCAGCGAAGAGCUGAAGCUUUGGAAGGGGUGCUUGAAUUUAGUGCAAGGUUGCUGCAACAGGAAAGGUAUGACGAGCUUGGGGUGCUGCUAAAGCCAUUUGGUCCUGGGAAGGUCUCCCCCAGGGAAACUGCUAUCUGGUUGACCAAGAGCUUCAAGGAGAAUGCUCUGAAGCAGGAGGAUUAAUUAGCACCAUUAAAGCUGCAGCCACAUGUACCAUAAAUCUAUCUGUAACAACUUAAUAUAGCCAGAUCUAUUGUUUUUGACAUGUUGAGGCGCUAGGAGUCUAGGCAGAGAUGCUGAUAUAGUAGAUUUUUUGUCAGAUUUACUGUCAUUUACAUGACCUCAAUGUUCUUCAUGCAUCGAUUUAAUGAUUUUGAUUGAGAUGGGAAUUUAGGUAACAUCUCGUUCAUGGAUCUUUAUGUAGCUUGACAGAUGAGGUGAUGAGAUGAAAGUGUCGUUAUAUGUCACCUAUCAAACCUUUACAACCGGCCGGACCGAGUCAAACAAUAUUUUGUUCUUCUGAUCAA